GAUAUUGUGUGGCUUUUCAUGUUCUGAUUGUACAUUUAGGAUGUUUUUUGUCAUCUGUAUAUAUUUUUUUAAUUUCCGCUAGACAAGAUUGGCUUUUGUGCUGUUUUGAUCCUAACAAUUCUCAAUUAAAUGCUGGUAUUUAGUUCUACGAGUCCCCAACGGUCACCGGAGGAGAAGUAUUUAGUGUGUUGAAAACAGCAUUAUAGCACUAGCAACAGAGGCAAUAAUCUUUUCUCUGUACGACAGAUACCCAACCAUCCAUGGCUGAUGAGAAAAGAUUAUCUUUGAAUGCCUGGGUGGACAAGGACAAGAAACGUGUGGUGUUUGCAGAAGCUGACAGCGACUUUGUCGAUGUACUCUUUAGCUUCCUGACUAUACCUCUCGGCACCAUAAUAAAGCUCCUCUCCAACAACUCCGGCUUGGGAUGCAUGGACAACCUCUAUGACAGCAUCAAGCAGCUUAGCGACCAACACUUCUCCACCGAGGCUUGCAAGAAUAUGCUACUCAGCCCUUGCAGCGCUGCCGCGGAAUAUAGUGAGAAGUUAAAACUCAACGUUUAUGACCCAAGAGAGUUAUAUCUUUGCAAAAUGGAUGAUUGCAUAUCACGCACCAGAUGUUAUUACUCUUCGGUUUGGCAAACAAGGUGCUAUUAUUGUGACAAGUUUAUGGAUGAAGUAAUGCAGUGGAAAAAUGAUGGAACAAUAGAUGCAGUAUUUGUUAAGAAGAAUGACACCAAGUUUAUGAUCACCGAUGAUUUUCAUGUCACACAAUCUUCCGUCAAAGAAUGCUAUGAUCGACUGAACGAUUUGGAUGUAAAAGAUAUAAAUCUCUUGGAAGAGUGGAUAUUGGAAUUUGGAAGAGAAGAGCUCCUGAAUUUGCUCAAGGAGUCCCUAAAAACAAAGGAAGCAUUGACAAAUAUUUGCUUCCCUGAUUUGUGCAUUCAAUACACCAGCCCUCAAUGUAACAAUUGGAUGGAGAUGAUAACGAAUAAAAGCAAAGACAAUGCAGAAUUUGAAAUACAGGAAAUGCUAAUCAGGCUAAUCGUGAAUAUAACCAACAAUAAGGUGGUGUGUGUAGAGGUAGGAAAAGAGUUUGCUGAUCAGUUAUUUAGCUUCCUCACAUUUCCACUUGGCUCCGUGUUGAAGCUCAUUGGUUAUUCUGAUUCCUUUGGAUGCAUGAACAACUUAUAUGACAGCAUUCAUGAAUUAAAAAUUAAAUACUUCAAGUCAGAGGAAGCCAAAAGCAUGCUGAUAUCACCAAAACUUGCUCCCUUUUUUGGAUACCGCAAACAAAUGUUAUAUAUGGAAGAAUCGUCUCCAUUAGUCCCUAGUUCUUUAUAUGGUUGCCAGAAGUGCUAUUGGGAUAACAAUAAUUCACCCUGUAGUACUGUUAGUUGCAAGCAUGGAGUGCAACAGUCACACUUCAUAGAAAUGGAUCCAAUGCUAGCCAAGGCAGAUACAUACAUGGAUGAAGGAUUUGUUAGAAGUGAUCAAAAUUUUCUGGUGACAGACGAUCUCCAUGUUACUCCAAUGUCCCUUUUUUAUUUCCUCCAGAUUUUAAAAAGGCAGGGGUUACAUGUUGACCAGCUUGAGUAUGGGGAAAUGGUUUUAGAAAGGGCUCAGGUUUAUAAUCUGCUUGAAGCCAUGUUGGUCUCCAAAACAGCACUCAGUGAUGCACUUUCUUCUCGCAAGUGGAAUAGUGGAAUUGUGUGGCGAUUAUGACCAGCUUUUACUUUUGUUUUUUCAUGUAACCAU
Molecule: messenger RNA, 1754 nt
Organism: Dendrobium catenatum
Lineage: Eukaryota; Viridiplantae; Streptophyta; Magnoliopsida; Asparagales; Orchidaceae
Exons: 3
Coding region: 261-1721 (486 amino acids)
Source: RefSeq, a predicted model, not a curated record